Molecule: messenger RNA, 2868 nt
Organism: Trichomycterus rosablanca
Lineage: Eukaryota; Metazoa; Chordata; Actinopteri; Siluriformes; Trichomycteridae
Gene: skor1a
Product: SKI family transcriptional corepressor 1a
Exons: 9
Coding region: 99-2270 (723 amino acids)
Biological process (GO): negative regulation of transcription by RNA polymerase II; negative regulation of BMP signaling pathway
Cellular component (GO): nucleus; transcription regulator complex
Molecular function (GO): DNA-binding transcription factor activity, RNA polymerase II-specific; RNA polymerase II cis-regulatory region sequence-specific DNA binding; SMAD binding
Source: RefSeq, a predicted model, not a curated record
UGGAGGACGUUUAUCCUUUAUGUGGGAUAUCGUGGUGCUGUGCGUAAUACAUUGGCGCAGAGUUAUUCUUUCGUUUUACAAAAGAUUUACAGCAGGAGAUGGAGCCAAUAGCUGCCUCGCUGCCCCCUGGUCCGGAUUCCGGUUCCUCCCCUCAUUCUAAACGGACCAUGUCUCCAUUCUCCAGCAGCAGUAGCAGCAGCAGCAGCUCCUCUAUGAAACCCAACCAAGUGAGCGAGACCUCUCUGUACGGGGUGCCCAUCGUGUCUUUGGUUAUAGACGGUCAGGAGCGUCUGUGUCUGGCCCAGAUCUCUAACACCCUCCUGAAGAGCUACAGCUAUAAUGAAAUUCACAACCGGCGCGUGGCUCUGGGUAUCACGUGCGUGCAGUGCACCCCGGUACAGCUGGAGAUCCUGAGGCGCGCCGGUGCCAUGCCCAUCUCCUCCCGCCGCUGUGGCAUGAUCACCAAACGGGAGGCCGAGAGGCUCUGCAAGUCGUUCCUGGGUGCGCACAGCCCUCCUAAACUACCCGAGAACUUCGCCUUCGACGUGUCGCAUGAGUGCGCCUGGGGCAGCAGGGGUAACUUCAUCCCUGCCAGGUAUAACAGCUCCCGUGCCAAAUGCAUCAAGUGCGUCUACUGUAGUAUGUACUUCUCACCCAACAAGUUCAUCUUCCAUUCACACCGCACCCCAGAGUCCAAAUACACCCAACCGGACGCGGCCAAUUUCAACUCGUGGAGGCGCCAUUUAAAACUCGCGGAGAAGCGCGAGUCUGAUGACAUAGCCCACGCGUGGGAAGAUGUCAAAGCAAUGUUUAAUGGUGGCAGCAGAAAGAGGACCAUGCCUGGAAGUGGGUGCGAGAUACCAUCCACAGUGAAAGCGCAAGUCCAGAGACCGGUGACGCACGAGAUCCCGCACAAAAGCGCACGCUGCAAUGAGGGCGCGCGCAAUUACCCCGUUAUCCCAGUCCCCAGCAAAGGGUUUAGCAUGCUCCAAAAAAUCCCUCCACCCCUCUUCCCGCACCCGUAUGGCUUUCCUCCGUUUGGUUUGUGUCAAAAAAAGGAUGACAACAUUACUGAGCAAAAUAAGAUCCCUGGUGUGUUUUGGCCUGGCACGAAAGACAGCCUGUACCCAUCUUUUCCUGUUUUCUGGCCCACCCUGCCACCCUACCAUGCACCCCCAAAACCACACGAGCUCCCUGGGACACGCCAGACUGAGACAGAUGUCACUGACCACGACCGUGCAGGCAGCAGCACUCCAAGAGACAGUCCACUGUCACUUGAGGACAAAUCUGCGGAUGAAAUGAGGUCCAGUGAGGGACAUUCAAGCCACGUAUCGGCAUUCAGACCCGUCAUUAAGGACGCCGAAAGCAUAGCAAAGCUGUACAACAACCGGGACACGUACCCACCCCCACGAGCUGGACACCUGUCCCCGGAUUUAGCCAGUGAUACCUCCAGUUACAGAUCCGUCUCUCCAGGGGUGGACAGCGCAGCAGAGGUGGACGUGGAGUCCGGCAGAGAUACACACGAAGACGAUGAUGACUCUGUCCAGCUGUCUGUAGAGGACAGACAAAGUCCAGUCAGACACAUCCUGUCCCGAACUGGACAUGAGGAACUGAUGGAGAGCAGAGAUGAGCAGGACAGAGUCUCAGAGACGGAACAAGAGAGGGUUAAAGAACGAGAGCCAAAAUGUAACGACACACCGACUUAUGAUGUGUGUGCGGCUGAAAAGGACGCCAGGGUCUCAUUGAACUCACCACCGCUUUCAGUGCCCAAAUAUCCUCGACCCAGUGAAGCACAUGAUUUAAAUAAAUCCAGUCAUUCUUUGCUUGAGGAGGAAUGGGAAUCCCAAAAAUCCCAGCUGGACAGAUUAAGCGUUUGUAAAGAAGCUGAGAUUGAAGGGGCUCUGAGGACUAACAGUAGAUUUCACCUGGUAGAAAAAGACAUCGAGCACAUGGCGAAAGAAGAGUUGCAAAAACAGCUGGUGGAGCAAAUGGAGCUGAGGAAGAAAAUGGAACGAGAGUUUCAGAAUUUAAAAGAUAAUUUCCAGGACCAGAUGAAGAGGGAGCUGUCCUAUCGAGAGGAGAUGGUGCAGCAGCUGCAGAUAGUCAGGGACACUUUGUGCAACGAGUUGGAUCAAGAGAGAAAGGCUCGUUAUGCAAUUCAACAGAAGCUAAAAGCUCACGACGCUUUACACCAUUUCUCCUGCAAGAUGCUCACUCCACGCCACUGCACAGGAACAUGCACUUUUAAACCACCUCUCCUGCCACCUUAAUCCACAGCAUCCUGGACUUUGCAUACACCAAAACCAAAAGAUCUACCCCAGGAAUGCUUUCAGAGGAGAACUUGUGUUAUGUGAGCGUUAAACUCUCCAAGGGCUGCGAACGUGCAAGCUUUCCAAAUCGAGUUCUGCUGAAACGGACGCGUUAAAGGGGACUUUUCUUUUAACUGGACCUGGGAUCUGGGAUCUGGCAAGCUGGUAAAGCAGAAGAAAUGAACUGUUCUUUAUGUGUAUAAUAAUAAUAUGAUAAUGAUGAUGUUUCUUAAAAUGCGCCAAGUGGCGAUGUGCAAUGAAUUGAGUUCCACGAUUUUAUGUUCUUAAAUUCUAUUUAUUCCAGAUCGAUUCAUUGAUGUGCUCACCCAAAUGAACUGUAUGUCUAAGCACUUUAAACGGGAAAUGAUUAAGAUUUACCUUUAAUGAAUUAAAGAUGCUGAAACUCACUUGUUGCUGUGUACAGAAAAAGCACUUAGUCCACCUGACCCAGAUACAUUCAGACCUUAUAAGCGGUUAUAAAUAUAGAUAUAUGUGAUAACUUGACUGUGUACUAUGACUUUUCGAGUGUAUUUUCAGGAAUAAAAUGAUCCUUCCUUCA